GAUAUAUAGCAUGAUAUAUGAAUAGUAUUUUUUUUUAGGGUUAGGGUUUUACAGAAGCCAUAACUAGGAUAACACUGUAGGGUUCAAUCUCAAGCUUCGGCUCUCUCGGCAAAAUUCUUUCAUAGAUGGGCAGCAAUCAAGCGGCAUUGUCGUUCCUCAACACCUUAGCCCGGGCGGCAUUGGGCCUCCGCUUGGGCGUCACCGUUCUCAACUCCUCGCUCUACACCGUCGACGGCGGCCAACGCGCCGUCCUCUUUGAUAGGUUCCGGUGAGUCAUCGACCAGAAAGUCGGUGAAGGAAUGCAUUUCCUAAUCCCCUGGCUCCAAAAGCCCUUCAUCUUCGACAUCCGAUCCCGUCCCCACACCUUCUCUUCCGUCUCCGGCACGAAGGAUCUCCAAAUGGUCAAUCUCACUCUCCGUGUCCUCUUUCGCCCUGAAUUCUAAGGCCAUCUCCAACGGCUUCGCCAAAUCCAAUCGCCAAGCCAUUUGUAGCGAACGCAGUCCAAAUUCGGUCCUCCAACACUGCUCGCCAUCGUCAAAAUUUUGGCGAAGCUCAAAACCAUCGCCAAGGCUGGCGACCCAAAUCCGCGCGUUCAAGGUUCGCUCUCUCUCCCCACCACAACGGCCAUCAACGCCGGAAGAGGGCCGACGCAUGCCGGAAGAAGGCCAUCAACGCCGGAAGGCGAAAUCGGAAGUUGCAGACCCGGCAAGAGCAGAUCCGGCGAAGACCUUGGGCUGAGCGAUCGGCGGCGGCCACCAGCAGAAGAACGAUCGGCGACCCAGAUCCGGGGAAGAGCUUGGGCUGCGCGGCUUGGUUUGAGGAGCAAAUCGUUCAGCAACUUCAUCCAGUGGGUUUGUUAUUUUUUCUUUUGCUUUAUUUAUUUGAUUAUUAAUUUGUAUAUUUAAUUAUAUUAUGUAUUUAAUUAUUAAUUUAUGUAUGUAUAUCUAAAUUAUGAAAAUAUUUUAAAUAAUUUUGUUAAAUAAUUGAUUUUAAAAAAUAUUAAUAAAUUUAUUUAUAAAUAUUAUAAAAAUCUAAUAUGGUUAUAUUUAUUGUUAAAUUAUCAAAUAAAUAAUAAAAUUUUAAAAUAAUAAAAAUAAUAAAAAAGAUAAAAUAAAUACAAUUAAAAUUUAUUAAUAAAUAAAUAAAAUAAAAAAGUAAAAUAGAGAGAAAAAAAAAUAGAAGUCUGGUUAAACCCUGCAUAAUUUUUAAGAUAAAAUUAAAAUAGGGAGUUAAAUGUUUAGAGAGAGAGAGAGAUAAAAGUGAGUUGGAGAUCGCCUUUCAAACUCGAGUCCGACGAGAAGGUCCUUCCGUCCAUCGGGAAUGAAGUCCUCAAGGCCGUCGUCACUCAGUUCAAUGCCGAUCAGCUGCUGACUGAGCGCCCUCACGUCUCAGCCUUGGUCCGCGAGAGCCUGAUUCGUCGCCACUUGUCAUACGGGGCGGAGUUCUCCAAGGCAGUAGAGCAGAAGCAGGUGGCACAGCAGGAGGCCGAGCGGUCUAAGUUCAUUAUGGCCAAGGCCGAGUAGGAGAGGCGAGCGGGCAUCAUUAGGGCGGAGGGACAGAGCGAGUCUGUCAAGUUGAUUUCGGAUGCAACUGCUACUGCUGGAAUGGGAUUGAUCGAGCUCAGGCGGAUUGAACCUUCUAGGGAUAUAGUGGCAACAUUGGCAAAGACUCCCAACGUGGCUUGCCUGACUAGCAGCCUAGGGGAAACAUGUUGAGGCGACCGCGAUGGGGACGGGCUGGAGGCGACAGUGAUGGGCUGGGGAUACAGCACAACAGAUUUAAAGUAACAGUAGACCACAUAAAACGGGCUGAAGACGAUGGGCUCGAGGAUUUUUUUUUUUUUUUUUAGAAAAUUAAAACAAAUAGAAGAGCAAAGUGACAACCCUAGAAUUGAAAAUAGAUAUUAAAAUCGGACAGUUGCUUAUAAUAAUAAUUAUAAUAAUUCUCAAAAAUUGAUUUGACAAUAACAAUUAUAAUAAUUCUUUUUAUGAUAAAUAUUUAAGUGCUCACUUAAUAUAUGUAGUUUGUGUAAUAUUUACAUGUGCCUAAUUUAUAUGGGAAAGGUGGUUGAGUUUGAUUUAGAGAAUGUUUUGAUAAUGAAUAUUUAAUGUUAUGUGAACAAACAUUUAAUGAUAUUUUGAGUUUGUUUUGAUGAUGAAAAGUUAAAUGCAAAAUUUGAAUGAAUCUGGAUAGAAUUAUCCUUAAUAUGUUACUCUAGGGUUUCAAAAGUCAACCCAAGUGUCCAUAGGACCAUAGUAUACAAGUAAAAUCAAAUGACUUAUGGUACUUAGAGUAUACUCAAAUGACUUAAGAUAUUAUCUUUUCAGUGUUCAAAUAUUGUGUUAAUCAAGUAACACAUAAAUUGAACUUAAUAGAGCAAUAUUCAUCUUAAUUGAUUGAGAAAACAUUUUAGUUGAGUCACAAGUUUUGUACUCAACUAAUUAUCUUUUUGAUUGAGUAAGAUUUGAGUACUCGAGAUUAAUCGAUUGGAUAAUGCUAUUUGUACAUAUAGGGAUUUUACAGGUCACUUGAAAAGACCAUUUUGCCCCUUUCUCUCUUUUCUCAAUAGCCAUUUUACUCGUCUCUCUCCCUGUCCUCUCCUUUCUCUCUCUCUCUCCUCUCCUCCCCCUUCAACACCACCUGCCGCCAGUCACUACCUCGCCCUCACCGCCUGUUGUAUCCUCGCAUGGUUGACGCCUCGCUUCUCACCUAGCUGACUGCCACCGCGAGAGGCAAGACGACUAGGCAAGGAUGUAGUGGGCAAUGAGGGCGGUAGCAAUCAGUCAGACGAGGAUGCAACGGAGGCGACAGCGAGAGGAAGAUUGUGAGAGGUAGUGCUGAAAGGGAAAUGAGAGAGAGAGGUGCGGUUGCUGGAGGGGGAAGGGAGGAGAAAGAGAGGAGAGGAGAGAAGAGAAGAGAAUAUCGUGAUAAGUCCUCAAUUUAUUGCGAGAACAUUACCUGUAAAACCUCCCUUGUACGAAUAGCAUGAUCCUAAUCGAUUAUACACUUGUUUUAUUUAAGUAUAUGAUAGAAUAACGUUAAUCAAGUAAACAAAUAGUUAAUCGACUUAUUGAUAUAUUUGUCGAGUAACUAUCUCAUUUAAUCGAGUAAUAAAUCUAAGACAAAAUGACAAGUCUCUGUACUUAUAUUAUUAAUUGACUAAGUCAAACUUGUAAGCGAGUAAAGUUAUACCUUAGUCUUCGUCGAGUGACCCAAAAAGUUAAAUGUCAAAUCUCCAUACUUAAACCUUUUAGUAGACUAUGAAGUUAUUAUUAAUUGAAUAACUCCAUAUUUAAUCGAGUAACUAAAUGUUUUAGUCAAAUAAAAAUUAUUAAACAAAGUGUUAGCAUCUGUACUUAAAUUACUAAUUAACUAAGUCAAAAUUGUACUCGAGUAAUGCUAUAUUUGAAUUGAGUAUCAAAAGUAAUCAAUGGAGUAUUAUUAUUCUUGGGCACUGCUAUGUUGCCCACCAUCGGGCAACAUAGCAGUUGCCCGACUGAGAGAGCGCUGCAUGUGGCGCUCUCUCAAUCGGGCAACUGCUAUGUUGCUCGACGGUGGGCAACAUAACAGUUGCCUAUUAUUCCUUAGUCGAAUAACAAACAUUUUAAUUGAGUAAUAACUAAUGUAGCUGACAAACAUAAUCGAGCAAUAUUGUUCAGUAAUCGAGUAACAUCUAAGCUUAAUCGAUUACCUAUUAAGAUUACCGAAGUCACACCGUCAUUACUUGACUAAUAUUAUAUUAAAUUUUAAAUUAUAUAAUUGUAGCAUAUAACAUUAAAUAUUUACAAUUUUUAAUUUCAAACAAAUAAAUCUUUAAGAUGUCUAAAUAAUCUUUCAUGCAAGUUGAUUAUAUUUGAAAUUCAAGAGCACAUUCAUUGGGUUGGGUUGAAAAGAAAAAGAAAUAUCUUGCAACACAACAUGUUUUAAUUGAGCUUGUGAAAAGCUGUGCAAGAAUCGUACCACUGAACCAGAUGUCCCUUCCAUAACAAUGGUCGGAUAUUAAUCUCUGUCUCGAAGAGCGUACCCAGGGGGGGGGGGACGCGAUAAUCAAAGCACCUAUCUUCAGCUAACCUUCGAGUCACACACCGGCGGGUCAUUUCACCGGACUUUCAUGUUGAAGGAUGGUUAGAGCAAUAUGAUGCUCUAAGAGCAACUGAAAUCACUUGCGUAUAACUUGUUGCUUUGCUUUCGAAGAGGAACUGAAAUCACUUGUGCCCGGCAUCUUCGAUCUCUCGUUCUGCUCUUCUUCUCCGUUUUUGGUAGAAGAAUGGGGGAAGCCAUGGAAGAGCUUCAUUUGGAUUCUGUACGCUCUGCGGUUUUCAAAAAAUCAGAAAUGCUUGAAGGUUCCUGUACCAAGAUUGAGGGCUACAAUUUCAACAAAGGCGUGAACUAUCCCGAGCUUCUCAAGUCCAUGGUCUCCACUGGCUUUCAGGCCUCCAACCUCGGCGACGCCAUUGAAGUUGUCAAUCAAAUGCUAGACUGGAGGCUUUCUGAUGAACCGUUGGUGGAGGAUUGCAGCAAAGAGGAAAGUGACCCGGUGUACAGAGCAUCCGUGAGGUGCAAGGUGUUUUUAGGUUUCACUUCAAAUCUCAUUUCAUCUGGGGUUCGAGAGACUAUUCAAUAUCUUGUUCAGCAUCGUAUGGUUGAUGUCGUGGUUACAACUGCUGGUGGUGUUGAAGAGGACCUUAUAAAAUGCCUUGCUCCAACAUAUAAAGGUGAUUUUUCUCUACCAGGAGUUCAUUUACGCUCAAAAGGAUUGAACCGCAUUGGUAACUUAUUGGUUCCUAAUGAUAACUACUGCAAAUUUGAGGAUUGGAUCAUGCCAAUAUUUGACCGGAUGCUGGAAGAGCAGAAGCAGAAGAAUGUAUUGUGGACUCCAUCCAAAGUUAUUGCUCGUCUGGGAAAAGAAAUAGACAAUGACAGUUCUUACCUAUACUGGGCGCAUAAGAAUGGCAUUCCUGUCUUCUGCCCUGGCUUAACAGAUGGCUCGCUGGGGGACAUGUUAUACUUCCAUUCUUUCCAAAACCCCGGUCUGGUCAUUGACUUAGUGCAAGAUAUUAGGGCCAUGGACGGUGAAGCAGUCCAUGCAGCUCCAAGGAAGACAGGGAUGAUAAUUCUUGGAGGUGGGAUGCCCAAGCAUCACAUUUGCAAUGCCAAUAUGAUGCGUAAUGGUGCCGAUUAUGCUGUCUUCAUCAACACUGCGCAAGAGUUUGAUGGCAGCGAUUCUGGUGCCCGCCCAGAUGAAGCUGUGUCAUGGGGGAAAAUACGAGGAACUGCAAAAAGAAUUAAGGUCCACUGUGAUGCAACUAUUGCUUUUCCUCUACUGGUUGCAGAAUCAUUUGCUGCAAAAGCAAAAGAAAUUUGAAGAUAGUAAGUCAUAAAUGCAAAAUCUUCCUCUGCCAGCCGGGUUUAAUGUCAUGAAGGAGAUGUCAAGAGGUUGAUGAGGUUUCUCAGAUAUGUGUAACUUGUUCAAACCAUCGCAUGGAACUAUUCAUUUGUAGUAGCAUCAUUGGCAACCCUCUCAUAUUAUGAUUUGUCUGUGAGGUUGGAAAUUCUUGUCUGUACUGUACUCAUCUUGUCUGCAUUGUUGAAGCAGAGCUGCAUCUGCUGUGGCUCAAAUGCUGGAUGCUUGCAUUGCAUUCCUUUGUUAACAACUCUUGACGCAAAUUUCAUGAAGAUGAUUUCCUUUGAAAGCA
Molecule: messenger RNA, 5696 nt
Organism: Diospyros lotus (date-plum)
Lineage: Eukaryota; Viridiplantae; Streptophyta; Magnoliopsida; Ericales; Ebenaceae
Product: deoxyhypusine synthase-like
Exons: 8
Coding region: 4268-5365 (365 amino acids)
Biological process (GO): peptidyl-hypusine biosynthetic process
Cellular component (GO): cytoplasm
Molecular function (GO): deoxyhypusine synthase activity
Source: RefSeq, a predicted model, not a curated record